AUGCACGCGGCGGCGGCGUUCGAUCGGGCCGGGGAGAUCGAGGAGAGGGUGAGGGGAGGGGAGGGGGUGGAGUGCAGGGACAGGGAGGGGCGGACGCCGCUGAUUCUGGCGGCGGGGAAGGGGAAUUUGAGGAGCGUGGAGGCGCUGGUGCGGAUGGGGGCGAAUGUGGACGCGAGGAGUAGGGAUGGGAGGACGGCGAUGUAUAGGGCGGCUGCGAAUGGGGAUUUGGCGGUGGUGGAGGUGAUGGUGGCGGCGGGCGGGGAUCCGACGAUUGGGGAUGUGGAGCAUUGCCGGUCGGCGAUUGGCGUUGCAAGGGAUAAGGGGCAUAUGGACAUAGUAAAAGUUCUAGAGCAAGGCGAAGCAGUGCUUCGCGCAGCUAGGAGUGGGGAGCUCGACACCCUCGAAGCCCUGCUGGAGAAGGGAGCGAACGCGGGCUUCUGUGAUCAAUACGGCUUGACAGCGCUCCAUGUGGCCGCCAUCAAAGGGAACAAGGACGUGGUGAUGAUGCUCGUUGAGUUUGGUGCGGGGGUGGAGUGGCAGGACACUGAAGGCCACACUGCGCUGCAUCUGGCUGUUGAAGGCGGGAGCGUUGAGACCGUUGAGGUUCUCAUUUGCAGAGGAGCUAAUGUGAAUGCCACGACCGCCAAAGGCGCGACCCCACUCCAUGUUUCAAAGCUGAUGGAGUACGAGGACAUAACGAAGCUUCUCCUCGACAAAGGAGCUGCUUUCGUUGCGCCCUCUGAGGUUUGAUAUGGGGUCGCGGUUGCACAACUGCGGCCUUUGUGGUUGUAGCAGUAGAUUUGGUCUGGGAAAAAAAUGGUUUCAAGAGUAUCUAGAAGUGUAGUUAUCUUAGAGAAAAGGUUUGUAAAUGUUUAGGUAUUGCAAUUAAAAUUGUAGUUGUAUCUAUGAUUAUACUUCUCCUUAACCAUUAAUUAUGGGAUCGAGUAAGUUUUAAAAUA
Salvia splendens (bonfire salvia) is the source of this 959-nucleotide messenger RNA. RefSeq names its product protein VAPYRIN. Gene Ontology annotation, molecular function: protein binding. The transcript has 2 exons. Lineage: Eukaryota; Viridiplantae; Streptophyta; Magnoliopsida; Lamiales; Lamiaceae. The coding region runs from base 1 to 750 and encodes 249 amino acids. The record is from RefSeq and is a predicted model, not a curated record.